This is a messenger RNA of Ramularia collo-cygni, 996 nucleotides long. RefSeq lists its product as uncharacterized. The coding region runs from base 1 to 996 and encodes 331 amino acids. The transcript has 2 exons. Lineage: Eukaryota; Fungi; Ascomycota; Dothideomycetes; Mycosphaerellales; Mycosphaerellaceae. The record is from RefSeq and is a predicted model, not a curated record.
AUGGCCACCGCCAGUCUAUUAUUCACCAGCGAGAUGCCUUCUGCCAUGUUGCCAACGACAGUGCCCAUCGCUUCACCUUUCCUGCUGAGAGAGGACGAUCUAGAGGUGUUGUCACAAUCGGAUGGAUUCACCAUCUUGAGAGCACAUCUCGCUGCAUAUUAUUCCUACGAGGCGUGCGACUCUCACUCCUCGGCAUGUCCGGAAGAUGUCCAACAUUGGACCAUCGUUCGAGAUAUUCUGCACGCACUUUUGGUACCCGUGGUGGAACUGUUCGACAAGGCGUGCGGGGUGGCCGCUGCAGCCACCAACGCCACCAAGCUGGAAGACCUCGAAUAUGCCUUUACCGGUUCUUCGCGCGGAGCGUUUGUCUGGCUACAGUGCUUCCUCUCCUCCGAAAAGGAACGAGAUUGGUGCUUUACUAGAGGAUGUCCCGCGUGCGUUGUGGAGCAUACCCUCAGUUCAGAGUUCUCAAUCCGCCUCAUCUAUGCCGCUUGUCUACUGAGUGAUGUGCACUAUCCCUUCACCAUGGAAGGGCCAACGCUACCAAGCUUCACCUUCUUCCUAGACUCCCUGGCUCGUGCAAUCUCCGAGGAUGAAGUUUUUGGAGAAGACUUCUUCGACAGAAUGCAACCAAAAGCAUGGGCCACGCGAGAUGGCGUGGACGAACUUAUCCAGCAAUGUUUGGAUCUCGACAUCGCUCUGUCGCAACCAACAACUCCGGAUGGAUCAGCUCCAACAUCCCCGGCCUCUGUCAGUCCUGCUCUUGGUCCUUGUGGUGGUACACCUGGUAUGAAAAUCAAGCGGAGUAAGAUGGCUCGUCGACAGAUGAAGCUCCAAAGGGAAGAAGAAGCUUGGAUGGAGGAGAUGUUGCGAAACUCCAGCGAGCGAUUACGUACUGAAGCCUACGAAACUGCAAGGCCCGCUUCCGCCGACAGCCUACUCGUAGCUCUCAAGGAUGAGGCGGCUGUGUUGAUCACUGAGAUUGAUCCCGAAUGA